Messenger RNA from Lindgomyces ingoldianus, 366 nucleotides. RefSeq lists its product as uncharacterized. The annotation marks the transcript as partial. The record is from RefSeq and is a predicted model, not a curated record. Gene Ontology annotation, molecular function: RNA-DNA hybrid ribonuclease activity; nucleic acid binding. NCBI's taxonomy places the organism in Eukaryota, Fungi, Ascomycota, Dothideomycetes, Pleosporales, Lindgomycetaceae. The transcript has a single exon.
UGGGUACCGGCCCACCUAGGGAUUCCCGGUAACGAGGCCGUAGACAUAGCCGCAAAGGAAACCACAGGAUGGAGAGGAGACAGCAUAAGAGGACUGACAGCAGAGGAACCCCCGAGGCUAUAUCCUCCUAAAGACGACGCUAAGAAGAAGAUGCAAACAGCAAGUAGACAUAGCAUAGAGAGCAAGCUAGCGGAAAGAUACAAAGGGCUGAGCUACGUUCAGGAACACACCAGCACCUAUAAAAAGAGUACUCAAGCUACACGAAGGUCUCAGAAAGCGAGACAGCGCUCUCCUUGUACAGUUAAGGAUCAAAAAGAUCAGACUGAGAGACUUCCUCUUCAGUCGCAAAGUGCCAGAUAUAACUAG